This is a messenger RNA of Rubroshorea leprosula, 2728 nucleotides long. The record is from the annotation of a GenBank genome assembly. NCBI's taxonomy places the organism in Eukaryota, Viridiplantae, Streptophyta, Magnoliopsida, Malvales, Dipterocarpaceae.
CGGUUGAGAUUAAAAUAAAAGUCAAGAACAACGAGGGUUGUAUUUUGGCAUGUUGGCGGGCAACAGGCCAUGAGCAUCCUCAACAACCCUGGAUGUCCAAAGGCCUUGGAGAUCAAGAGCCGAAUCCUUCAAGGCUUCACCUCUAUCAAACAGCUCAAGCAUGUCUACGCCGCACUUCUCCGCUUCGGCCUCGAGCAGGACAAUUAUCUUCUUAACUUGAUCUUGAAACGCACCAUUCGUUUUGGUAACACCAACUAUGCUAAUCUCAUUUUCAAUCAUACUGAACAACCCAACAUUUUCCUUUGGAAUACCAUGAUUCGCGGUUUUGUCUCCAAUGAUUGCUUCCGAGAAGCCGUGGGUUUGUACAUUUCCAUGCGCAAAGAAGGCUUCUUGCCCGAUAAUUUUACUUACCCUUUUGUUCUUAAGGCGUGUGCUAGGCUUUCGGAUUUUCACUUGGGUGUUAGGAUCCAUUCGCUCGUGGUUAAAUGUGGUUAUGAUUGGGAUGAGUUUGUUAAUACCAGUUUGCUUACCCUGUAUGCAAAAUGCGGGUAUUUGGGUGAUGCCAUGAAGGUGUUUGAUGAUAUUCCUGAUCGAAACAUUGUUUCUUGGACUGCCAUCAUUAGUGGCUGUAUUGAUGCUAGCCAGCAUAGAGAAGCUAUUGAUUUGUUCAGGAGGUUGUUAGAGAUGGGUGUGAGGCCUGAUGGUUUUAGCCUUAAUCGGGUUUUGUCUGCAUGCACUCUGUUAGGGGAUUUGAGUACUGGAGAGUGGAUAGACAGAUACAUAAGAGAGUCUGGGAUGGCAGGAAACUUGUUUGUCGCAACCUCCUUGGUGGAUAUGUAUGCAAAGUGUGGUAACAUGGAGAAGGCUCGCCAAAUAUUUAAUGGUUUGCUUGAGAAGGAUAUAGUUUCUUGGAGUACUAUGAUUCAGGGGUAUGCCUCAAAUGGACACCCAAGAGAAGCUCUAGACCUUUUCUUCCAGAUGCUGAGAGAAAAUUUGGCACCUGAUUGCUAUUCCAUGGUUGGAGUGCUUUCUUCUUGUGCGAAAUUAGGAGCCCUAGAAUUAGGGGACUGGUCUAGCAAGUUAAUGAGGAAAGAUGAGUUUUUGUCUAACCCUGUAUUGGGUACUGCUUUAAUUGACAUGUAUGCAAAAUGUGGGAGCGUAGCUCAAGCCUGGGAAGUCUUUAAAGGGAUGAAGGAGAAAGACCGUAUAGUCUGGAAUGCUGCAAUAACUGGUCUUGCAAUGAGUGGACAUGUUAAAGUUGCAUUUGCUCUUUUUGGCCAAGUAGAGAAAUCCGGGAUUCAACCUGAUGGGAACACUUUCAUGGGGUUACUCUGUGGGUGUACUCAUGCUGGUUUGGUUGAUGAAGGUCGCCGAUAUUUUCGUAGCAUUAGUAGUGUUUUUUCCUUGACUCCUACAAUUGAACAUUAUGGGUGCAUGGUAGAUCUUCUAGGUCGUGCAGGUUUAUUGAAUGAAGCUCAACAGUUGAUCAAAAGUAUGCCCAUGGAACCGAAUUCCAUUGUUUGGGGAGCCCUGUUGGGUGGAUGUAGAUUGCACAAGGAUACUCAGUUGGCAGAACAUGUGCUAAAGAAACUCAUUGAUUUAGAACCGUGGAACUCAGGAAACUAUGUUCUCUUAUCUAAUAUAUAUUCAGCAAGUCAUAAAUGGGAUGAUGCAGCAAAAGUCAGGUCAAUUAUGAAUGACAAAAGGAUCAAAAAGGUACCUGGGUGCAGUUGGAUUGAAGUAAAUGGGGUUGUUCAUGAAUUCCUUGUGGAUGAUAAGUCCCAUCCUUCUUCAGAAAUGAUAUAUGCAAAACUUGGUGAAUUGGCCCGAGAACUGAAAGCAGCUGGUUAUGUUCCAACUACAGAUUAUGUGUUGUUUGACAUAGAGGAGGAGGAGAAGGAGUAUUUCAUUGGUUAUCACAGUGAGAAGCUGGCUGUUGCGUUUGGUCUAAUCAGUACAGCUCCAAAAAAUGUGAUUCGAGUUGUUAAGAAUCUCCGUGUAUGUGGUGAUUGCCAUGAAGCCAUAAAGCUUAUUUCGAGGAUUACUGGUAGGGAGAUAAUUGUUAGGGAUAAUAACAGAUAUCAUUCCUUCAUAGGGGGGUCAUGCUCUUGUGGCGACUAUUGGUGAAAUUAGAAAUAUAUUAAACACAAGGGAAGAGCGGCAUUACUCCAAUUAACAUCCAAGCCAUUGGUCUUAAUGGAUAAAAGCAUUGCGGUUUUCCCUCUCUGGCAAGUGGGAACUCAACACAAGUGAUUGUCCUCCUCCAUACCACGCCAUGACAUGUAUCAGGCUGCAUCUUCAUCAGAAUACAUGAACUGCCUGCCUACAGGGAUUGGGAGGAAGGAUAUUGACGUGGAUUGCAAUAAUCUUAAAAUUAGCCUUGUGCAUGGAUAAAACAAAAUAACAAGAACAUACAUAAGCAAACCUAAACAAAGAUGGUUUGAAUUAAAAGAUCUCCACUAGUGAGAUGACUGAGGACCAAUAGAGUGGGGUUCCCAGUAGAAUCAACAAGGUUUGGAUCAGCACUCAUGCCAUUGGACGACUUUUUUUGUCUUUCUUGCUCUUUAUGGGAAGAAUGCCUUGAGGGGACAAUUUUACACGUCGUCAUGCUCUAGCUAAAAACAUGGUCACGUUAUGUCAAUACCAAACAUGAGCAUUUUGAAAGUGAUGACAGCUACGGAAACAUUAAGUUGGGUCCCAGAGCAGUGAAUAGAAUCCUUAAUUCAUU